Molecule: messenger RNA, 2118 nt
Organism: Cladocopium goreaui
Lineage: Eukaryota; Dinophyceae; Suessiales; Symbiodiniaceae
Source: the annotation of a GenBank genome assembly
AUGUACCUCAGGUACAAGGACCGUUUCGGGGUAGAGCCACCACACGACAACGACCCGAGCCUGGAACAACUAUCGCGGUUGGCACUUCACAUCAAAGCCGGCACCAUACCUUACUUCGACAUGGCGAUGUGGGAACCGGACGGGUCUCCCAGGCCGGACAAGGCAUCCUUCAAGAGCUGCACCUUCGAAGGGCCGACCGGCGAAGUCGUCAAAGUAGACACUCCGGGACCAGCAUCAGUGGAUUCCUGGGAGAAACUAUUCAAGGUUUACAUUGUUGCCAUGACUUUGCUAGGAGCUUCUGAACCUGACGAACUUGACAAAUAUAGGGAGUUCGUGAAAGGACUCAGCGAUCGCUUCGGUCCGUCCUGCUGGGGAUUUAUAUGCAGAGCGGACUCCAAGAUGAGAUCCCAGCAUAUUGAAGAAAUUCGCAAGAACCUGGAAAUCGAGCCGAAACUCGGGGUCCCAAGCUCGAGCCCAUGGUCAGCUGCUUUCACAGAAGCGGUGAGGGCUCAAGACUUUUGGGACGCGGAAGUGAUUUCCCCGAGCACCAUGCUCUUGGGGAGGAACCGCGGCACUUUAGUCGGCUUGAGCUCGGAAUCAUCGGUGGAAUCCUCGCCAGAUAGAUCACCGAGUCGACGGGAGAGCCCAAAGAGCUCGAAGCCCAAGGUAUCCAAGAAAGGCAAGAAGAAAUACACCGGCGAGAACAAGUCACGCUGGGACUUCUCAGUGGGGCAUUAUUCCCUCAACAGAAAGGGCCUUGAAAUCUGUAUCAACUUUAACAUUGGGCAGUGUGGAAAUGGGAAGCCACAAUCCAGGUGCACUUACCACCGGAGCCAUCAAUGCAACCACUGCUUGGGCCCGCACCAAGCAACACAAUGCCCGACCAAAAGCACUUCAGACGCUCACUUGUCGGGUGAAUCUUCACCUCCGGCACAACCAGCGCGUCCCGAUCGGAGGGCAUCUGCCCCCGAGAGCGAAACUCUCGGACAGGAAAGACCCAGUUCUCCGGCAGGCCUGCCACCGCAUAAGAGACACCGAACCAACCAUUCGGACGAGUGUGCGGCCACUGGCUCUUCGGGUAUCCGCCUGGUGCCAAGGGGUCGAUCUCCGUUGCCGCGGAAGAGGCAGCCGCCAUACAAGACACCUGAGCCCGUCCUGGCAGACGGAUCCAUACCCAAACCACCCAGGGAGACAUUGCCUGCUGGCUGUCGGCAGUCGGCUGGGUUGUCGUCGUCGUGGACAUGGCUGGCCCUGUUGAAUGAUGUGCUUGACCCCGACAACUACAGAAACAUCCUACGGGAAGUUCAGGAGGGUGUGUUCGACUGUGUGGGCAUUUCCCCGCCGUCUGAGACGUUGCCCCGGUCGGGGGGCAGUUGUUCGGGCGCUAAACCGUUGCGGGACCUAGAACGCCCAGACGGGCUCGGCCGCAAGAACUUAUCAAAGGCCGAGUACGAGCAGCUGUUGAAGUCCAACCAGAUUUUCGAAUUAUCGGCCGAAGCGGUGAAGUACCAACUCAGGAAACACAGAGCAUUCUGGUUGGAGAGUUCGGAUGACAGGAACAAAGCAGACUUUUGGAAAACGACGUGGGGAACUUCCGUGGAGAAACACGCCCUCGUGGAAAAAGCGGCUUUCGAUCAAUGCAUGUUUGGAGAGGAAGUCCCAAAGCCCACAGAUCGCGCACUUCGGGCUAGACCUGUCCCAGCUCAAAGGGAUCAGGCCAAGCACGAAUGGACAAACCCACCAAAGGCAUUGGGAGUCAGCCUGUGCCGCAUCCUGGCCAAGGCGGUCCUCGAGAUCGACCAGCCGAGGCCGAAGGGGCCCUCCCCUGAGAGGGCCACCCCGGUGGUGCCUGGAGCCACUACGGGCGCCACCAGUGAAAUCAACACUGCCGCUUCUUGCUUGAACCGGCCACGGUUGAAGGGUGGCAGGCAAGUGGCACAUUUUAAGCUUCCAGAAAGCCAAAUCCCGCCCGGAGGCAUGAUCGUCAAGGUCGCCAUUCCGGGCAGGACAGCACGCCGCCCCGUCACUCACAGAAUGUCCGAACAACCGGUGGCAUGGGCAGGGAAGCCCGCCUUCCGGACCGGGUUGUCUGGGUGCAAGCAAAGUAAGGAACCUUGA